Molecule: messenger RNA, 3328 nt
Organism: Eupeodes corollae
Lineage: Eukaryota; Metazoa; Arthropoda; Insecta; Diptera; Syrphidae
Product: AMP deaminase 2
Exons: 13
Coding region: 506-2854 (782 amino acids)
Biological process (GO): IMP salvage; AMP metabolic process
Cellular component (GO): cytosol
Molecular function (GO): AMP deaminase activity
Source: RefSeq, a predicted model, not a curated record
AGUCUUUUUUCGUCUGUCAAAUAGUGAAAAUAUACAAAAGGCCAGAAACUCUUCUAUCUACAAUUUUUCAUAUUCAUCGUUGAGAAUCAAGAAACAACAAAAAAUUAAUAGAUUUUUAACAAUAACUUUAGUUUGGAACUGCGCACAAUAAAAACGCAUUUAAUAAGGAAACACAAAAUAUCGCUUUUAUUUUUAUGUUUUGUUUUACUUUAUUGAUAUAAGUUCCUUUGUUUGGCAAUUUAUUUAACUUACAAAAUAAAAGUUGAAAUAAUUCAAUAAAAAGAAUUCUACUGUUUCACUCUCGACUCUCCUCUCGGUCGGUUUCGCGAAGUUGUUUGUGGAAUUUAGGUCAAAACAAAAGAAAAGUAGUAGAAAAUUGUUGGACAAAUAGAUAAAAAAAAGAAGGAAAAAAUUGUUGGUCAAGUGGAAAGGUAGAAGAAAUCCAUUAUCACAGAACAAAGAAGGUACAUCUUAAGGGUAAUUCCACGAGUUCUCGGUUCCAAGGAUGCAAAGUUAUACCGAUGCUCUAAACGUUAAGGGUUCCAGAAGUUUUGCAUUCGACGUCGACAUGGAAAUGGAUAUGGAGCACAGUGAAACCAAGUCCAAGUCAGGCAGUGAAAAUGAUGUAUCAAAUGUGGUUCUAGUUUCACGCCCCGAAGAAGUAUCCGAUGAUGCUUUGCCAAAUGAAAUUUCCGCCCCCUAUGAGGUGCCACAAUUCCCCAUCGAGCAAAUUGAAAAGAAAUUACAAAUUCAACGGCUUCUCAAUGUCAAAGGAAAAAGUGGAUUGUCUGUUAUAGCCGACACAGUUGACGAUCGCUUGCCCAUAGAUGAACAUGACUUUGUGCCCAAUUUUCAGCGAGUUUCAAUCUCUGGCGAAGACACCAGUGGUGUGCCCUUGGAAGAUUUGGAACGUGCAUCAACACUUUUGAUACAAGCAUUGGAACUUCGAGCACGCUAUAUGUCACAAUCUGAGCAGUCAUUUCCGACGACAACAUCUCGUUUCUUGAAAACUGUUCACGAACGCGAUCGUUUCAACCACAUUGAAUACGAGGAUCGUAAAACCAUCGCAGAACUUAUUCGAAAGAUCAGUCUGCCCAACCUAUUGAAAGGUAAUUCGUUUAUCGAAGAAAUGUCAAGCGAAUUCUUAGCGAGAGAUCAUCCUAUACAUCCACCAACAGAGACCGCAAAUCCUUGGGAUAUUGAGUUUCCUGCUAACAAAGGAUACACCAUUAAAGCAGUUGACGGUGUUUUUAAUCUUUUCCAAGAUGAAGAGUGUACUUCUAUUGUUAAAUACGAGUACCCAAAACUUAAGGAUUUUGUAAAUGACAUGCAAGUCAUGUGCAACAUGAUCGCUGAUGGUCCUUUAAAAUCUUUUUGCUACCGACGUUUAAGUUAUUUAUCGUCAAAGUUUCAGUUGCAUGUGCUUUUGAAUGAAUUGCGUGAACUGGCAUCUCAAAAAACAACAGCUCACAGAGAUUUCUACAAUAUAAGAAAAGUUGACACUCACAUCCACGCAGCAUCGUGUAUGAAUCAAAAACACCUUUUACGUUUUAUUAAGAGAGCCAUCAAAAAGAGUGCUAAUGAAGUCGUUACAAUAACCAAAGGCCAACCAAUGACCCUGGCACAAGUAUUUCAAUCAAUGAAUCUAACAACAUACGAUCUUACCGUAGACAUGCUGGACGUGCAUGCCGAUCGUAAUACCUUUCAUCGAUUUGAUAAAUUCAAUGCCAAAUAUAAUCCCAUUGGUGAAUCCCGUUUACGUGAAGUUUUUCUAAAGACCGACAAUUAUUUGAAUGGAAAAUAUUUUGCACAAAUAAUUAAGGAAGUGGCAUUUGAUUUAGAAGAAUCAAAAUAUCAAAAUGCUGAACUGCGUCUCUCAAUCUAUGGUAAAUCUCGUGAUGAGUGGAUUAAAUUAGCCAAAUGGGCAAUCGACAAUAAUGUUUAUUCAACAAAUAUUCGUUGGCUUAUUCAAAUGCCACGUUUGUUCGAUAUCUUCAAGACAAAUAAGUUGGUAAAUGCAUUCCAGGAAAUUCUAGACAAUAUAUUUUUACCCCUAUUCGAAGCCACCAAUGAUCCCAGCAGUCAUCCAGAGCUACAUCGCUUCUUGCAAUAUGUCAUUGGAUUCGAUUCCGUGGAUGAUGAAUCUAAACCAGAGAAUCCACUAUUCGACGGAGAUAUUGCAACACCACCGAAUUGGACCGAUGUAGACAACCCACCGUAUGCAUACUACAUCUACUACAUGUAUGCCAACAUAAGUGUUCUAAAUCAGUUCAGAAAGGAACGUGGAUUAAACACAUUCGUUCUUCGGCCACAUUGUGGAGAAGCUGGACCUGUACAGCAUUUAGUGUGUGGCUACUUGAUGGCUGAAAAUAUCUCUCACGGUUUGCUUCUUAGGAAGGUUCCGGUUCUUCAGUAUCUCUAUUAUUUGGCACAGAUCGGAAUUGCCAUGUCUCCGCUGUCAAAUAAUUCUCUUUUCUUGGACUAUCAUAGAAAUCCUCUGCCAGAGUAUUUAGCUCGUGGUCUAGUCGUAUCGGUUUCUACAGAUGAUCCAUUGCAGUUCCACUUUACAAAGGAACCCUUAAUGGAAGAAUACAGCAUUGCUGCUCAGGUGUGGAAACUUAGCUCGUGUGAUAUGUGUGAACUUGCUAGGAACAGUGUUCUUAUGAGUGGAUUUCCACACAGGAUUAAGCAACAUUGGCUUGGACCAAAUUACACUCGUGAAGGCGUUGCUGGCAAUGACAUAACUCGUACCAAUGUGCCAGAUAUCCGUGUGGCUUAUCGUUCUGAGACCCUUCUAGAUGAAUUAUCAAAUAUUUUCAAGGUACAUGAAGCUCCUUUAGCAGCCAUAAAUUAAUUAAAUUUAAAAAUAACAAUACAUACCUAAUAUUAUAUAAUGUUCCAAAUAGACCAAAAGAGAGACCAUUAUUGUCCACUCGUGAUGUUAAUCUUUUAUAAAAUUUAUUGUUUUUAUGAUUUAUUUUGUUAUAUAAUAAACUUUUUUUAUGUUCUAACGCGUUUAAACUACAAAUAAUUAUUUAUAUUCCUUCUCCAACAAUAAUAAUGUAUUAAAUUUGGAUAUUUAUCAAAGCAAAACUAUACAAGAAAAAAACAAUAAAUAGAUUGAAAUAAUUAGCUGAACUUUUACAUGCAGAUAUUUACAUGUAAAAUUGUUAAAAUUGAAGAAAAAUAAUGAUAUACUAUAUACUAAGCAAAAAAUAAAACAAAUCGAUUUUUAUGUAUAACCACUUUUGAAAAGAUAUAAUUAUUAUAAACAAAAAAUGAAUUUAUUAAUGCAUACUAAAUAAAAAUGUUUUAAUUUAAAAGGAAA